AUGCCUUAUACCCCUCAAGCUACUGCAGCCUUUGCCAUUGCCAUCACCUUCAUGAUGAUCCUGACCAUUGUUGGGAACAUCCUGGUCAUCAUUGCUGUGUUGACGUCACGAUCCCUGAAGGGGGCCCAGAAUCUGUUCCUGGUGUCUCUGGCUGCAGCGGAUAUUUUAGUUGCCACAUUUAUUAUUCCCUUCUCAUUGGCAUAUGAAUUGCAGGGCUACUGGGCAUUCAGUACCAUUUGGUGUGAAAUCUACCGGGCACUGGAUGUACUAUUCUGCACCUCCUCCAUUGUGCACCUUUGUGCCAUAGCAUUAGACCGCUACCUGUCAAUCUCCCAGCCCGUGUCUUACAGCAUCAAGCGUACUCCAUUACGUAUCAAAGCAGCCAUUGUUGUGGUCUGGCUGAUUUCUGCAGUCAUCUCCUUCCCACCUCUUCUCACCCUUGACAAGAGUGAAGGAGGUGAAGAGGUGUGCAAGCUAAACAAUGAGCGCUGGUAUAUCCUCUACUCUACCAUUGGCUCAUUCUUCGCCCCUUGCGUGAUAAUGAUUCUAGUGUAUGUGAGGAUUUAUCAGAUUGCUAAGCAGCACACACGCUGCCCACCUGGACAAAACUGCAAAGCCGUGACAGGAGGAAAUCCCGGUGUACCAGCUAAUGAACCUGCUGUGAAGUUAUCUGAGCCAUCACAACAGAACAUGGAUCAAGGAGCUACGACUGCCAGCCAACAAGAAAAGAGUUUCACAACAAAUCAAAAAAUCUCCAACAGCGCCGCACUAUACAAAAAUACUAUGGUCACAUCAUCUGGCACCAAACUGGUAUCUGAAGAAACACCAAAGCCUCAGGGGACACCCACAUCGCGCCGUAAGGCUAUGCUGAACAGGGAGAAGAGGUUCACCUUUGUCCUGGCUGUAGUGAUGGGAGUGUUUGUGAUCUGCUGGUUCCCCUUCUUCUUCUCUUACUCUCUUCAGGCGGUGUGCCCCAAAAUUUGCAGUAUCCCUGACUCCUUGUUUAUAUUCUUCUUUUGGAUUGGCUACUGCAACUCCUGCCUGAACCCGGUCAUAUACACCAUCUUCAACAAGGACUUUAGGAAGGCCUUCAAGAAGAUACUGUGCAGGGACACAAAGGGUACGUUUUUCUAG
Molecule: messenger RNA, 1134 nt
Organism: Archocentrus centrarchus (flier cichlid)
Lineage: Eukaryota; Metazoa; Chordata; Actinopteri; Cichliformes; Cichlidae
Product: alpha-2B adrenergic receptor
Exons: 3
Coding region: 1-1134 (377 amino acids)
Biological process (GO): G protein-coupled receptor signaling pathway
Cellular component (GO): plasma membrane
Molecular function (GO): epinephrine binding; alpha2-adrenergic receptor activity
Source: RefSeq, a predicted model, not a curated record